Messenger RNA from Maniola jurtina (meadow brown), 2337 nucleotides. RefSeq names its product myotubularin-related protein 2 (gene mtm). The coding region runs from base 166 to 2046 and encodes 626 amino acids. Lineage: Eukaryota; Metazoa; Arthropoda; Insecta; Lepidoptera; Nymphalidae. Gene Ontology annotation, biological process: dephosphorylation. The transcript is spliced from 14 exons. The record is from RefSeq and is a predicted model, not a curated record. Gene Ontology annotation, molecular function: phosphatidylinositol-3,5-bisphosphate 3-phosphatase activity.
GGCAUUUCACUGACACUUGUCAUUUGUCAAGAUGACAGACCUAGAAUUUUAUUUUAAUUAUUAAUGGCGAAUGGUGAUGGCGAUGGUUUUAAUAAAUGAAUUCUAAUUUAAUUUGAAAUCUAAUGAGUGUAUAAUUUAAAUUGUUAACUAUCCACCCAGUCUAUAAUGGAUAAACACAAUAGCUCCGAGUUGUUGAACUCUGAUUAUUCUGUAUCCAAAAAUGCAAGUUCCGAUUCAUUGGAUUCAGACUCUAAAUCGAGUUCAUUGAAUUCCAAACACGGACAAGACUCCUCCCAUGGAUUAGGUGACAUUCAUUUGUUAGACGGAGAAAAAGUGAUGGGCGUAUCCAGGGAUGUGACUUAUUUGUGCCCAUACAAUGGCCCAUCUCAUGGAGUUCUUAAAGUUACAAAUUACCAACUGCAUUUUAGACCUACAGAGGCUACUUCUCUACAAACUACAUUGAGUGUUCCGCUAGGCGUUGUGUCUCGUAUAGAAAAAGUUGGUGGCGCUUCAUCUAAAGGUGAAAACUCAUAUGGCAUUGAAGUAUUCUGUAAGGAUAUGCGUAAUUUGCGUUUUGCGCACAGGCAAGAGAAUCAUUCAAGGCGUGGUAUAUUUGAAAAGUUACAGCAGUUAGCCUUUCCAUUGUCGCACAGAUUGCCACUGUUUGCAUUUAGCUAUUCAGAGAGUUUUCCAGAUGAUGGCUGGAAUGUGUAUGAACCUAUUGCUGAACUAAGACGAAUGGGUGUCAACAACGACAUGUGGCGCAUAACGCGUAUAAACGACAAGUAUGAAAUAUGUGAUAGCUACCCAGCAGUUUGGGCUGUACCGGCCGCGGCAAACGAUGAGUUGUUGCGAGCGGUGGCCGCGUUCCGCUCCCGUGGCCGCAUACCCGUGCUUGCGUGGAUACACCCAAGCUCACAGGCCACCAUCACGAGAUGCAGUCAGCCUUUAGUUGGUGUAAGUGGUAAACGCAGCAGAGAAGACGAGAGGUACAUACAGUUGAUCAUGGACGCUAAUGCGCAAGCGCACAAAUUAUUCAUCAUGGAUGCUCGGCCGAGUGCCAACGCUAUAGCAAACAAAGCCAAGGGAGGCGGGUAUGAAUCCGAAGAUGCGUAUCAAAACGCGGAACUAGUAUUCCUUGACAUUCACAACAUUCACGUGAUGAGGGAAAGUUUGCGGAAACUAAAAGAGCUCUGCUUCCCACAAAUUGAUCAAACUAGGUGGUUCAGUGGCAUAGAAGCCAGUUGCUGGUUGAAACAUAUCAAAUGCAUUUUGGCAGGUGCUGUACGCAUCGUAGAUAAGGUAGAGAAUCACAAAACAUCAGUGCUAGUACACUGUUCGGAUGGAUGGGACAGAACAGCUCAGCUGACAGCAUUGGCCAUGCUCAUGUUGGACCCUUACUACCGCACACUAAGAGGCUUCCAGGUGCUCAUUGAAAAGGAAUGGCUAUCGUUUGGACACAAGUUCCAACUGCGAAUCGGUCACGGCGACGAGCGUCACUCAGAUGCGGAUCGGUCGCCAGUGUUCGUGCAGUGGGUGGACUGUGUGUGGCAACUGCAGCAGCAGUUCCCGACCGCAUUCGAGUUCACCGAGAGACUGCUCAUCACCAUCGUCGAUCAUCUAUACUCGUGUCGCUUCGGCACUUUCCUGUUCAAUACUGAACGAGAGAGGGUGAAGGAAGAAGUAAAGGCAAAGACAACAUCCCUCUGGUCAUACAUAAACAGUAGACAGAACCUAUACCUCAACCCACUGUACUGGGGUCCUUCUUCGUUCAGCCCGAACUCCCCACCUUCGCCACACUCCAGGCCUCAGAUGGUGUUGGUGCCUGUAGCGUCAUUGAGGAUCAUCAAACUUUGGAAAGCGUUGUACUGCAGGUGGAAUCCCACGAUGAGGCAGCAAGAUCCAAUUUACCAACGUACUCGUGAGCUGGUAGCUCUACGGGCUCAACUCGAGGCGGCUGCGGCUGCGGCUGCUGGUGACCACGCGGCGCGGCAACAUCGCCUCGGCCUGACUCCACCGCGCGUUGCCAGCCCGCACCACGUGUGAAGUGUAUCAGCGCACCACGGAUAUAGCCGGUAAUUUGUCAUCGCCACAAGAGACUGACAGGAAUGAGCAGGAAAGCGAUAAAGUGAGGUUCUUGACUCAAAAACUUUUUACUUUAAAAGUUUCACAAAUACUUUAUAUUGUUUUCGCAUUUUAUUAAUUCCAUUCCUUGUGUUUUCAUUAAAUUUUUAGCUAUUGUAAAUAAUAUGAUUACUAUUUUUUAAAAUAUGUAUAACUAUUUACUCGCGUAUUAUUACCGCUAAAUGUCUAGUAAUAAACUACAUAUUUAUAGGA